This is a messenger RNA of Triplophysa dalaica, 5782 nucleotides long. It is a transcript of the gene epas1b, whose product is annotated as endothelial PAS domain protein 1b. NCBI's taxonomy places the organism in Eukaryota, Metazoa, Chordata, Actinopteri, Cypriniformes, Nemacheilidae. The transcript has 16 exons. The record is from RefSeq and is a predicted model, not a curated record. Gene Ontology annotation, molecular function: DNA-binding transcription factor activity, RNA polymerase II-specific; protein dimerization activity; RNA polymerase II transcription regulatory region sequence-specific DNA binding. Gene Ontology annotation, biological process: regulation of transcription by RNA polymerase II; cellular response to hypoxia. The coding region runs from base 302 to 2752 and encodes 816 amino acids.
GCGGCUGUAGCUCGACUUCACUGCUGACCCUCGAAACGCGCGAGACUAUUCGGACCCUGAGCCGUGGAUUUUAAACGUGCGGAAGGCUGUACGAUCCUUGGCAGUGAUCUGAGACUGUACAGUCCACUUUCGCCCUGUUUGUUCGCUUCUGGAAUGGACUUUAUUAUGUUUUAGGAUCAGUUGUGCGUUUUUGGGGUGUUUAAAGCGAGCAGACGGUGUUGUCAGCGUGUCCUCUUCGCAAAGAUAUCGGACCGCUGUUGAACUUCGGAGAUAACAAGGGAACAGUGACAUUGAGAAAGAGAUGACAGUGGAAAAAGAGAAGAAGAGAUGCAGUUCAGACCGUCGUAAGGAGAAGUCUCGAGAUGCGGCGCGCUGCAGGCGCAGUAAAGAGACAGAGGUGUUUUAUGAACUUUCCCACCAGCUGCCUGUCCCACACAGCGUCAGCUCACACCUGGACAAAGCGUCCAUCAUGAGACUGGCCAUCAGCUUUCUGCAGACACGUAAACUUCUCGAAUCAGGCCGUGUCACAGAGACGUCAAAGAUGGACAGAAUGAUGGACAACUGGUAUUUGAAAUCACUGGGCGGAUUCAUUACCGUGGUGACAUCAGAUGGAGACAUGAUCUUCUUAUCAGAAAACAUCAACAAAUUUAUGGGCCUCACACCGGUGGAACUAACAGGGCAGAGUAUCUUCGACUUCACUCACCCCUGUGACCAUGAGGAGAUCCGUGAGAACCUCAGCAUCAAAGCCGGCAUGGGGAAGAAAGGCAAAGAGCUAAGCACAGAGAGGGAUUUCUUCAUGAGAAUGAAAUGCACAGUCACGAAUCGCGGUCGCACAGUCAACUUAAAGUCAGCCAGCUGGAAGGUGCUGCACUGCACAGGGCAUCUGAAGGUGUGUAACGGCUGCCCUACGCGGGUGCUGUGUGGUUUUGAAGAGCCGCCGCUCACCUGUGUGGUCAUGAUGUGCGAGCCCAUCCCACAUCCCUCAAACAUCGAUACGCCCCUCGACAGUAGAACGUUUCUGAGUCGCCACAGCAUGGACAUGAAGUUUACUUACUGUGAUGACAGAGUUACAGAGUUGAUAGGCUACAGUCCUGAAGAUCUUCUUGGUCGAUCUGCCUACGAGUUCUAUCAUGCUCUGGACUCCAAUAGUGUCACCAAAAGCCACCAGAACUUGUGCACUAAAGGCCAGGCAGUGAGCGGUCAGUACAGGAUGUUGGCUAAGCAUGGGGGUUACGUGUGGGUGGAGACCCAGGGUACCGUCAUCUACAACAGUCGUAACUCCCAGCCACAGUGCAUUGUGUGCGUGAACUACGUUCUGAGUGACAUUGAGGAGAAAUCCAUGAUCUUCUCUAUGGAUCAGACUGAGUCUCUGUUUAAGAGUCAUCACUUGGCAGGCAAAACGCUCUUCUCCAAACUCAAAGAAGAACAUGAGGAUCUGGCCCAGCUGGCACCUAUACCUGGUGAUACCAUUAUCCCGGUUAACUUUGGUCAGCCCCAAUAUGAGGAGCUCCCAUUAUACAGCAGCGUGUCUUCGAUUGCUCCUCCUGCCUCACAGUCUUCUCAUAAGAAGAACUACACUGGAGACCUGCCCAAAAUGGCCGCCACUUUCUCUGUGCCUCAAGCUUCCCCGUCAAGCAGUGCCACUCCCACCCUGAGCACCUGCUCUACGCCUAGCCGCCCAGAUGAUUACUACGGUACAGUGGACAAUGAUCUGAAGGUGGAGCUCACUGAAAAACUGUUUUCCUUGGACACACAAGAGACAAAGUCUUCUUGCAACCAAGAGACUGAUCUUAGUGAUCUGGACUUGGAGACGCUGGCUCCCUACAUCCCCAUGGAUGGCGAGGACUUCCAGCUGAAUCCCAUCUGCCCGGAAGAACCCUCUACUGACAUUGGAGCUCUGGGAACUAACCAGCUAAGCUUCAGCAACAUUACCAGUCUCUUUCAACCCUUGAGUCCCCCCUCAGCCCCACAGUUCCAGCCUAACAUGAGCUCAGGAGGAGAAAAGCAGACCAUCAAUGGAGGCUCAGUGGAGUCAUGGCAAGCACCUCCCUACAGUCAUGGGCCCAUGCAAAUGCCUCCUUAUCACGAUCCAGCCAGCACCCCUCUGUCUUCUAUGGGAGGGCGUCAAAAUCUGCAGUGGCCUCCUGACCCUUCAUUACACACGGCUGGAAUGAUGGAUCCUUUAGCUGCGAAGCAUUCUUGCCAAACCAUGCCACCCAAUCGAAUGCCACAUUAUAUGCAAAGACCCAUGGAGAAGUUUGCGCAGAACUACAGAGAUAUGAGUCCAGCUCAACUCGCUCACACUAACAACUUCAAGCGCUCGUUCACACAGAUGGCCAUGGUUGAGACACCGUCCACUACGGCACAUCAGACAAUGUGGAAGAGACUUAAGAAUGAGAACUGUGCCGUAAUGGACAGAAGCCCUCUCAGCAAUAGGGCUUUAUCAGACAAAGGCAUGAUCCAUAGUGGAGGUAUGGACCACCAGCACAGCAAGAUACAGUAUCCAGGUAAUGAGGCCAGACAGAACGCUGCAAAAUGCUAUCGAGAGCAGAGCUGCACCUACAGAGACUUCAACAUACAGACUUGUACAAAAAUGGACGGAAUCGCAAGUCGUCUUAUCGGGCCCUCCUUCAAGACCUACUCUCUGCCCGAACUGACGCGUUAUGACUGCGAGGUCAACGUCCCCUUGCAUGGAAAUCUUUAUUUGCUCCAGGGUAGUGACCUACUGAAGGCAUUAGAUCAGGCCACCUAAAGCAGUCUGUAAAGUGAACAGAGAUGCAGUCAGUCUUUCUUAAGCUUAUCUCACUAUCGUCAAGCUGAUAGUAACUAUCCCAGCUUAGCACAUUUACUCUUAUACACUCUCUCACAGUGACUGGAUAGACGGCAAAUGUAGCUUUGUGUCUAUUUUUAUUCUCUACAUCUUCAUAAAUUAUAUACAUGCGCUAUUUUUUUAGUUAAAAUAAAGUUUCUGAAUGAACGUAAGUAUUUUUGGAGGAGUUUAACUGUGGUGUUGUGACUUUGGCCAGCUGGUUGUCUGCUUUUGGUGAAGACAUCUUCCGUAAAUUCUCAUUUGGUCUUCAUGUUAUCUGUCAAUGAAAAAAAAACACAAAAGGAAAAAUAUCUACUGUAAUUUCUCCAGUUUGCUCUAACUUUCCUACCUCUGACACAUUAAGCCUUUUCUUCACUGACCACUUUCAAAACUCAUGUUGGAAUGAUUUUGUGCCUUAUUUUGUUUAUUUAGUGGCUUCCUUUUUGUGUCGGUUUAUUGCCUUAUUCUGGAGACCACUCUCAAUACAUGUAGCUGUAAGCAUACAUAUUUAAAGCAAAGCUUUAAUCUUAAGAUUUCUACUAUAGAUUUCUAUACUUUGAUGAUAAAGUUAUGUGUCGUGGCGCUUAUUUGUCCUGGUACUUUGUCUUGUCUAUUCAGUAGAUGUGAAUCAGAGUCCUUAUAGUAAAAAAGCUGUAGUGCUUGUGUCCCGUGUUCGUUCAUGGUGGUAUUUAUUUGCAAAUAUGCAAAUGAAUAUUAUGUUUAUUGGCAGGCCAGUACAAUUUGAUUUGAAAGUAGAAAUCGGAGUAAAAUGAUUCCCAGACUCUUUUUUUUUAGACAGGUUAUGUAGCAUAUUGAGGGCUUGGAUAUGAGUUUAUUUGAGCAGUUUCUUGCUGUUGUGAAAAUAUUGCGUAACGCAGUUUUGCUCACACUUGUUCUUACAUUAUAGCAUUAACUAUCUUUAUUCUAAUUGAGUUUAACGUCAACUCUGAGGUUGUCUUUAAAGUUGAAUCGUUCCGUUUUCAUAUCCGCAUAUUAUUUGAAUACUACUAGUUGUAAUAUAAAGACAGAAGAUAUUUAGAUGUGAUGUUCUUUUAUGCUUAUCACGGAUUCACAAACACACAACCAAACACAUCCUCAUGUGUCCUUUGGUAAAUUUUAAGCCCUGGUGAAAACAGAGUGGCACGUGACAAAGAUUAAGAACAAUUUAUGCUACAAUGAGCCUGUUUUGUUUUGCAGACUGGAGAUGUUUAGCUGUGUGAGAUGCUUUCUGACAGUUUGUGUGCAUGCACAACUGAGCAAAGCUUAUUUAGGAGAGGGAUGAGGUCAUGAAACCUGUCAGAUACACGCCUGGGUCAUUCUUCACCCCAACAUCUAAAGUAAAAAUUGCAAAAUCACAAUAGUAUAUAAAAAUGUGACUCACAAUCAUCCCCUAAACCCACAAAAAUAUAUUCCAAGAUUCUCAGUAGUGCAUUUAAUCCUUAGUGUAAUAGGAUUAAAUGAUGAUAUGUCUAUAUAUUGGGGUGGUACUUUUAUAGUGUGUUGUACAGCCGUUGUCGAUUAAAAAAAUCUGUAAUUGCAGUUACAAAAAUUCAAUAAUAAUGAACACUGAGAAUGAUAGCAAUACAAAACAAUCAUAGUAAUGAGGACGUUAAGGAAAAUGUUUCCUAUUUGUCCUGAAUACAUUGUAAAUUAAGUGCAAAAUAUCCUAAUGAUCCAAAAAGAUCAACAUUUGUCCAAUUUUAUUUAUCCAAAAUGUCUUUCAAUUUUACUUUUGAUUUUGGAAUUAGAUUUGACAUGGGCUGUGUUUAGUGAGACAGAGAUGCUUAAUGUUGUUCAUAAAUGUGUAAUAUGUGCCUUAUUUUUCUAAACAGUCUAUUUAGCAUUUGAAUUGAUUUGUAAGUCCUGUUACAAAAAGUUUAUUUUAGUUCACAUGUCAUAGUUUGCUGUGAGUUAACCCAUGUUCCAUUUGUUAAGGCAUUUUAGGAAAAACAGCGGAGACCAAGCUGAAACUGAGCUGCACAGAUGUUGCAGACGGGAGGGGGUUUAAAACAAGAUCUUGAAAAUAUAUUUUAAUUUCAGGACAGUCUAUCUGAAACUGUGAUAGACAGUUACACUAGACACAAUAUGAGUAUAUAGACAAGACACGUAAAGAGAUAACAGGUGAAUAAGAAGUGAGGGACAGACAGAGAGAUAGUUACUGUUCAGUCUGUCCACUGAUGCAGAUCUCUCCAGCCUCUCCACAUCUUGAGAAAUAUAAUAGAUGGCUGUUAAGGGUGUUUAAGGUUAUGCAUAUUUUCCCCCAAAUAUUUUAUUUUAAAUCAUAAAGGUUUUUUUUAGAAAUAGCAUCUAUAGUGAAAAAAGUCAACUCAGCACAUUACAGUGUUUAAUCCUCGUUUUAUUAAUUAAUUAUUUUAUCACAACCUAAUAAUGGCAAUAAUCUCACAUUAAAACUGUUAAAAAGGUGCCUUAACAAAAAAACAUUUAAAAGCCAGUGAGCCCUACCCAUUUAGCCAUAUCGCACACAAAACAGCAAUGCUUUAUAUUUAUUACUUGAAUUUUAAGAAAUUAAUGCCAAAGUUAAAGUCUCACAAAAAACCUUUAGUUCAGUGGCUUUCCCUAACUGCGAAGCCAUGAUGUUGGUGUUGACUUGAGGCUUCUCAAUGCGUGCAGAUUGCAGUGGUAAAUUUUUAUUCACCAAUCUCACACCCUUGCUAGGCAGAAAGUUCAAAUAAAUCUGUCCUAACUUUGAUCUGAUUGGUUUUUCUUCAACUUUAAAGACAACGUUAGGGUGCUGACGUAAUAAAUAAGUGGUUUAUUUUGACAACGUGUGCUCUAUUAAAAUGAUAGAUGUUUUAGUCACGUUAAGCAAGUACGUGCAUAUUUUAAUAUUCUAGAUUUAUAUUGACAUUAUUACUGUUGUUAAGAUUAUUGUUGACAUUACUGUAUGGGAAAUUUUACCCAAUAAGAAGUUGUAUCUCUGCACUGAUAUCUUAUUAAAGCAUAUCAAUUCCA